AUAAAAGCCUGAUUUUUUUAAGUAUGUCACAGUGCACUUGUUUACUUUAAACAAUCAAUACAAACUAUAUUUAAAAUGUUCAGCUUGAUCCUACUAUCAGUUGUGAGCAUCGCUUUCAGUGCUCAGCUGCCACCAUUUCCGCCAUCAAAGGGUGCCUCUUAUUUGCCCCCAGGACAAGGUUCAGGGGUGUUUGGCUCUGGAUCACUUGGGUCAGAAGGCAAUAAUCGACCACAAGCAGCUGCUGAGAGGAGUGCAGCCAUUUUGAAACUCGACCAAGAUGUAGGCGAACAAGGUUUUCGGUACGCCUUUGAAACCUCUAAUGGAAUACAAGCUGAAGAGGCUGGUGAUGCGUCGCAAAGUCAUGGUAGUUUCUCAUACAAGGGUGAUGAUGGUAUCACCUACAGUGUGAGCUUUACUGCUGGCGAAGGAGGAUAUCAGCCCCAGGGUGCCCAUUUACCAGUGCCACCGCCAACUCCUCAAGAGAUCCUCUUAGCAUUGGAGCAGAAUGCCAGAGAUGAGGCAGCUGGGAUCUUUGAUGAUGGACAGUACCGUGCUGAGAGCUCUGGUUCAAGUGGAAAACAAGGCGGCUUUGGUUCUGCAAACAGACAGGGCAAUUUUAAACCCAACUCUGGUUACUCAUACUAGAAUUGGUAUUUAAUACCAUUCUAAAAGUUAAUAAUGUAAUUAUUUUCAACAAUAAAUUUAAUUCUUGAAGUAA
This is a messenger RNA of Pieris rapae (cabbage white), 718 nucleotides long. It is a transcript of the gene CPR16, whose product is annotated as pupal cuticle protein 27-like. Gene Ontology annotation, molecular function: structural constituent of chitin-based larval cuticle. Bases 76 to 645 code for a protein of 189 amino acids. Gene Ontology annotation, cellular component: chitin-based extracellular matrix. The record is from RefSeq and is a predicted model, not a curated record. NCBI's taxonomy places the organism in Eukaryota, Metazoa, Arthropoda, Insecta, Lepidoptera, Pieridae. The transcript is spliced from 4 exons.